GUUGUUGUUGUUGUUGUUGUUGUUGUUUUCUAACAUUUGCACCCUCUGUUUCUAAUAUGGCAACUUCCGACAACAACAACAAUGAGGUGGUCUUCGAUUUCCAACCUUACUAUCGAGUCUAUAAAGACGGUCGAGUGGAGCGUUUCUACGAACAACUUGGUGCAGUCGAAGUUCCUCCAUCGCUAGAAGAUCCAGCCACUGGCGUAUCAUCCAAAGACGUGAACAUCACUCAUCACGUCUCUGCAAGACUCUACCUUCCAAAAAAUACCGCCCCUGAUCAAAAGCUACCCAUCUUAGUGUAUUACCACGGCGGAGGACUUGUGUUGGGAUCCGCCUUUUUCAAAGCGGAACAUGGUUACCUCAACCACUUGGUUUCUGAAUCGAACUGUAUUGCUAUCUCUGUGAACUACAGGCUUGCCCCUGAGCAUGACCUAUCGACACUUUACCAGGAUUGUUGGGAUGCCCUUCAAUGGGUUGCUUCACAUGUUGUUGCUACUACUGUUAACAAAGAACCAUGGAUAGAAAACCACGGUGCUCUUAACAGAUUGUUCGUAGCAGGGGACAGUGCUGGAGGCAAUAUAGUCUUUAACAUGGUCAUGAGAGCCGGUAGAGAAAGCUUAAUCGGAGAUGUGAAACUCGUGGGUGCCAUCUUGUCUUGCCCUUUCCUUUUGAUCCCAGCGGCUGAGAACAUCGAGCACAGUUUGUCUUAUAAGAUUUGGAAUAUCAUUUGUCCACCAUCUGAACCGGGAAUUGAUAACCCAAUGGUUAAUCCAGUUUCGGAAAAGGGCCCUAGCUUAUCGAUGAUAGGAUGCUCAAGAAUUUUCGUGUUUACCGGAGAGAAAGACGAGCUUGUCCCAAAAGAAAUAGGAACUAAAUUCGUCGAAGCUGUGAAGAAAAGUGGAUGGAAAGGGGAAAUAGAGUUCAUCGAGGUUAAAGGUGAAGGUCAUUGCUUUCAAUAUGUUAAUCCUGAAACUGAGAAAGCUAAAGACCUAAUCAAACGCAUGGCUUCUUUCAUCCAACGCAAGUGACAUGUGUACAAUAAACUGUUGGUCAGCCUUUCCUCGGAUUCUAUAAAUAUCGGAAAUUUUAGUACAUCGAUUCACCUUUUUUAUACUUCAUUAUUAUUCUUUUUAUUGAAACUUCUUAUCUUAUAUUCGCAAUAAGUAAUAUCUGUAAUAAAAUUAUUGGGAGUUAUUUCAUUAAUUAUGAAUAAUUUAAUAUGACAAUUAUCGUCCA
Molecule: messenger RNA, 1236 nt
Organism: Capsicum annuum
Lineage: Eukaryota; Viridiplantae; Streptophyta; Magnoliopsida; Solanales; Solanaceae
Product: catharanthine synthase
Exons: 1
Coding region: 57-1028 (323 amino acids)
Molecular function (GO): hydrolase activity
Source: RefSeq, a predicted model, not a curated record